CGUGAAGACAGCAAAAUGCACAGCUCGUCGGCUCCCGUAGUCAUCACCUUCGUCGACGUUGGCGACAGUCAGGAGUCUAAACAGCAGUUUGCUAAUGCUAACAGUGCCCAGAAAACAGAGUUGUUUUAAACGGUUUCAUUGCCUUUAUAUACAUGGUGAAAGGGCUAAUACUAUAACGUUACAAUGGCUGCGAAGAUAAACGAAGCCCAUGAGCACAUUGCCAAAGCAGAGAAAUAUCUGAAGACAAGUUUCAUGAAGUGGAAGCCAGACUACGAUAGUGCUGCGUCAGAGUACGGCAAAGCAGCUGUUGCUUUCAAAAAUGCAAAGCAACUGGAGGAAGCCAAAGAGGCAUAUCUGCAGGAGGCAGAGGCCCACGCCAACAACAGAACUCUGUUUCAUGCUGCAAAAGCACUUGAACAAGCAGGGAUGAUGCUGAAGGACAUGCAGAGGAUACCGGAAGCUAUUCAGUAUAUUGAAAGAGCGAGUAUGAUGUAUGUGGAGAAUGGCACUCCAGACACUGCAGCUAUAGCACUGGACAGGGCUGGAAAAUUAAUAGAACCAGUGGAUCUUGCUAAAGCAGUGGACCUCUACCAGAAAGCUGGAUCAGUAUAUGAGAAUGAGGACCGGCUUCGCCAGGCAUCUGAAAUGCUAGGAAAGUGUUCCAGACUUCUUGUUAGGCAACGCAAAUUUGACGAGGCUGCUGUGUCCCUUCAGAAGGAGAAGAACAUGUACAAAGAAAUAGAGAAUUAUCCAACAUGUUUUAAGAAAACCAUCGCCCAAGUGCUCGUCCAACUUCACCGAGCGGAUUUCGUGGCCGCUGAUAAAUGCGUUAGAGAAAGUUACAGUAUCCCAGGGUUCAGUGGGAGUGAGGAUUGUAUCGCUAUGGAGGAGCUACUACAAGGCUAUGACGAGCAGGAUGAAGACCAGGUGUACAGAGUGUGCAACUCGCCAUUACUCAAGUACAUGGAUAACGAUUACGCUAAGCUGGCCCUCAGCCUGAGAGUGCCGGGCGGCGGCAACAAGAAGAAGCCGCUGGCCGCAGCCAGUGAUGCAGGAGCAAGUGCGGCCCAGCCGGACGAAGAGGAGGACGAGUAUGCUGGGGGCCUGUGUUAGACACACACACACACACACACACACACACACACACACACACACACACACACACACACACACACACACACACACACACACACACCGAUGACUGCACCAGCUGCACUGAGUUGGUGUUCCCAGCAGAGGGAGCUCCUCUGUUGCAGUUGUGAUGAUGAGUCUCCUCCAGUAGAGGGCAGUCUUCCACAGCGGUUUAUCCGUUGGAGGCUUGAACUGCCCUGCUGCGGUGCCAUUCUGUAAGCAUGAGUGUAUAUGUGUAAAACUAUGAAAAAUAUGUGUAAUAUAUAUUCUCUCGAUAUAUAAAGACUAAAAGCAUCGAUUUACUACCCUCAUGCUUGAAAAACAUCUUUGUAUAAGUUCUUAUUUUAACACUUUUUCUGAUUGAUGAAGUGAACCCGCAAUCAUUUUGAUGAUUUUUGUUUAUGAUGUGUGUGAUUAUUGAGGGACAGGUAUUUCUUUGCAUGAUUUCUGACUUCCAGCCUUGUGCUUUCUGGCACACGAGUGUGUGCCAGAAGCUGAACACUCUAAACUUGAAGAUUUGAGACAUUCAGGUGAGCCUUCCUUUGUGUGUGGACACUCUAGGGGACCUAUGUAGUCUGGAGAUGUUGAUUACUAUUAGAACAUGGUCAUGAGUUUGACUGAAUUCCUUCUUUAGUGAAAAGAGCAAAGUUAAUAUUAAUCAGAUGUUUGCAUAGUUGGCUUUUUGUUGAUUCCAAUAUUUUUGCACAGAUGUGGUGCAUGUGUGGAAUUGUCAUAGUCAUGUAAGCAUAGUUGGACAGAUGAACAGUGUUCCAAAAAGUCAUGCAACCAAUCUAUUUCCUGUCUUGGCAAACUUCCUUAGAGAUGUGUAGCACUAAGUCCAUAUGCUGAUGAUCCCAAACUUAUUUACCUACCGGACGGUUUUUCCUGAGCACUUCCUAAUUACCCAGCAUGCCUUUGUAAUUUCAGAAGCAAAAACAGGAGAAUGUAUACAUCAGCCUAUACUCUGUCCAUGGUAUAUUGGGAUAGCACUUAAUGUCCCUAUGCCAAAAACCUCACAACAUCCCUUAAUCAUCCAACUGCUCACCCAAGACAUGUUUUUUAAUGAUAUUGUGAAAGACUGAUGAGCAGCACACUAUAGACUGUAUGCCUUACGAUUUACAGUGUCUUACAAUUUGUAGACACCCCUAGAAAUGUUUGAUUCCUGUCUUUGGAGUCAGCUGUUAUGCUGGAAAGAAAUGCUCUACAAGUGGUUUUAUAUUUUCCAAAACCAAGAAUGGCCUCCAAUUGAGUGGCGACCUACAAAUCUGCAAACCUGCAUGAAUGCCUGUACUGAAUGCUUGUAUCUCUAAACUGUGUCAGUAUGCUGUGGUUGUCCUUAUGAUAUUGCCUUAUUGUGUUUUAACUGUAAAGUGAUUGAUAAGAAUGCUAAGUUGUAUACAUCUCUCAAUUGCAAGGGAACUUCUGUGUGUUGCAUGUCAAAGGUUUUGAUGUCAACCUUUUAUUAUGGACAUUCUUUGCAAACUUAAACAAUAUAUUAUUUUAAUGGGAAUCAUAAUGGAAAAAUUACAAAUAAAUUCAAAUGUUUGCAGUGUUUAGUGUGAAGUUGUAUGUGUCAAAUUAAAGAUAAAAUCUGUGACUGGUGAAAUAUUGAUAAAGUGGCUCUUUGGAA
Molecule: messenger RNA, 2761 nt
Organism: Alosa alosa (allis shad)
Lineage: Eukaryota; Metazoa; Chordata; Actinopteri; Clupeiformes; Clupeidae
Product: gamma-soluble NSF attachment protein-like
Exons: 12
Coding region: 184-1113 (309 amino acids)
Biological process (GO): intracellular protein transport
Cellular component (GO): SNARE complex; vacuolar membrane
Molecular function (GO): soluble NSF attachment protein activity; syntaxin binding
Source: RefSeq, a predicted model, not a curated record